AUGAAGCUCCGUAUUCUGCAUUGCCCAUCUCUAGAGGUACCGACCAGCUUCCAAGACUUUAGCGGACUUGAAGAUCUUCUAGUGUAUAACUCGACCAUCUUGGAUUGGAACGAUGAAGCCGCAUUAUCGAACGCUACCCAUCCAGAGAUGAAGCAAAUGAUCUUUCUCCGCGUGAAUAUGACGAAUGGAACUCUUCCUCAAGGCUUUCAAUCGUUUGAUUUCCCAGCGUACCUGUUCCAAAUUGUUUUUUCUGAAACAAAUUUGGAAACUCUCCCUGAUGAUCUAGACGCCAAGUGGCCGGCUAGCUCGGUCAUUCAGCUAGAGAACAGCCAACUGGCUACAGUUCCAUCAGGUCUCGUUCGCUUACAACCGUAUUAUCUCGCGUUAACUGGAAACCCGAUCACUAGUGUCCCAUCUGAACUUUUCAAAGGGAAUAUUCAGUUCAUAUUUCUGGGACGCACAAAAGUCAACAAGUUACCAGGAAAUGUGACGCCAACAAGUUUGUCGGUUUUAGAUAUCACCAACACAAACAUCUCGUACUUCCCUUCCUGGAUUGAUCCGCUUGUGGAAGCCACACUUGAUGUGUAUCCAACGAUAGUAGCUGCUCUUCCGGUGCUGCACAGCUCGUUCGAGGUUUUAUUCUCACGUUGUGCGGCUACCACGGAUAGUUGCAGCGGCUUCGAUCACAUGAAGGUCUCGGUGGCAAUCAUCCACACGACGCAAAAGAGCACGCUCACGCAGGAGCGACGUCACAGAUAUAACUAG
Molecule: messenger RNA, 765 nt
Organism: Phytophthora infestans T30-4
Lineage: Eukaryota; Oomycota; Peronosporomycetes; Peronosporales; Peronosporaceae
Exons: 3
Coding region: 1-765 (254 amino acids)
Source: RefSeq, a predicted model, not a curated record